This is a messenger RNA of Eupeodes corollae, 6046 nucleotides long. RefSeq names its product toll-like receptor 6 (gene Toll-6). Lineage: Eukaryota; Metazoa; Arthropoda; Insecta; Diptera; Syrphidae. The record is from RefSeq and is a predicted model, not a curated record. Gene Ontology annotation, biological process: signal transduction. Gene Ontology annotation, molecular function: protein binding. The coding region runs from base 960 to 5306 and encodes 1448 amino acids. The transcript has a single exon.
GAAAAAAUCCCAAAAACCCAACUAGAAAAGGCAAAACGAAAAAACUACCACUCUCUUUCCUACAAUCUCCCAUCAUCCCGAUUCAAAUACUCUAUAAAAGCCAUCUCGUAUGCUCUUUCUAAUUCAGUCUCAGCUACAAUACGAACCAAGCAAGGACAUACACUGCUAUCUGCGCGUACGGUUAAAUAACGGAUAAAAAUUAUUAUUUUCCACCACCCAAAGAUACACAGUGAAAAGAAAAAAAAAAACAAUAUAUCCUUCCACAAAAUUUCCAUGUGAAUCCUCUCAUCGUCGUUUUUGAAAUUUUUAUUUUUUGAUUUUAUUUUUUCAAGAUUGGAUUUACGUUUUGCUAAGCCAGAAAAAUAAAAUAAACGUGUUGUGACUGUGAAGUGUUCCUAUUUCAAAAUUGAAAAAUAAAAAAAAAAAUAUUAAAUAGAAAGAAAAUAUAUUAAAGUGAAAAACAUCCUUGCUGAUAUUGAAAAAAGUCCUUAAAGAGAAAAUUUUUAAAGCAAGGAAGUGAAACGAAAUAGGAAAGAAAAUAAUACCAAAAAAAAAAUAAAACCAAAACGAAAAAGCAUAUUCGGACUGCGCGAACUCACGCACAAUUUUUUUCUUUUUCAUUCUGUCUUCUCGUAAUUUGGUGGUAUCCUUUGGUCCUUUCUUCUCGUUUUUUGUGCUUCUGUAUUUUUCUGUUAAAUUUAUUUAAAUUAAACGAGAAAACCCAAAAAAAUCGAACAAAAACCUCAAACCCAGUGAUUUAGGGCGAUUUCGCUUAAAAAAUGUGUAGUUUUUCGCUAAGUCAUUAAAACUUGUUGAAAUUCGCGUCGAAGACCGGUUUAAAAACUAUGGAUACGUGCAAAAAACUCUGAUUAACAAAUUACAAUAAUAAAAAAAAAUAAAAAUUGUGUUAUAACGGUUAAUUGGAUAUAAUAAAGCUCAGCGAAAAAAAAAAAUCAAAAAUGGAAUUUACAAAUAAUUUCAUGCUUUUGAUUCUGCUGACUGUCUUGACUGCCUCAGCAGAUCAACAACAACAACAAUACGCUGCCAAUCAGAAAAUGAUGGUAGACAACACGCAACAACAGCAUCUUAAUUCAGCUCUGGAUGGAGAUGCAUCCGGUGGUACACAAUCCCGUUACGAUGCACCCGAUGAUUGUCAUUUUGGCUUGGCUGAGCCAGGAGUUUCCGAUGAUAUUGCAUUGACGUGCAAUUUGCGGACGGUAAAUAGUGAAUUCGAUACGACGAAUUUUAGUGUCAUUCCAUCGGAGAAUACAGUUGCAUUGCAUGUGCUGUGUAAUGAUGAAAUCAUGGCCCGUAGCUCUUUGGAACCGCGCUCGUUCGUCCAUUUGACUCGGCUAAGGGAGCUUUCAAUUGAGUUUUGCAAGAUUGCGAAAUUUAAUCGUGAAGUCCUCGAAGGGUUGUCUGAUCUGAGGAAUUUAACAAUUAGAACGCAUAACAUUAACUGGCCAACGUUAAAUUUCGACAUCGAGUCGGAGGCUUUUGGGCCAACAAAGAAUCUCGAACGACUUGAUCUGAGCCAAAAUAACAUAUGGUCUUUGCCAGAGAAUCUGUUUUGCCAUUUAAAUGGCCUGGCAUCUCUGAAUAUGAGCGAAAAUCGACUUCAGGAUGUCAAUGAAUUGGGCUUUAGAGAACGCUCCAAAGACAUCGAGCUUGUCUCAAGCACAGCAAGCAGCCAGGAAUCAGCAACUACCGCCAAGAAACCACCAUCGAUUCCAUGCUCGCUUGAUUUGGAAAUUCUGGACGUUUCCUUCAAUCACUUCGUGCUACUGCCUGCCAAUGGGUUCGGAAAUCUUCGGAGGCUGAAAUUCUUGCAAGUGAAUAAUAACGAAAUUUCGAUGGUCGCCGAUAAGGCCUUGAGUGGUCUGAAGAAUUUGCAAGUUUUGAAUUUGAGUUCAAAUAAAAUCGUGGCACUGCCUUCGGAGCUUUUCUCCGAGCAAUCUCAGUCAAUUCAGGAGGUUUAUCUCCAAAAUAAUUCAAUAAGUGUGCUUUCACCGAAGUUGUUCUCAAAUUUGGAUCAGCUUCAAGCUCUGGAUUUGUCUUUUAAUCAAAUUACUUCCACCUGGAUUGAUAGAGCUACUUUUACCGGUCUAAUUCGUUUGGUCCUCCUUAACUUGUCCCAUAAUAAACUAACAAAGCUUGAACCCGAAAUAUUUGGGGACCUCUACACUCUCCAAAUCUUGAAUCUUCGACACAACCAGCUGGAGAACAUCGCUGCCGACACCUUCGCUCCAAUGAAUAACCUGCACACACUCCUGCUGUCACACAAUAAGCUUAAGUAUCUCGAUGCUUAUGCACUGAACGGUCUGUACGUCCUCUCGUUACUGUCUCUCGACAAUAACGCUUUGAUUGGAGUACAUCCUGAGGCUUUCCGCAACUGCAGCUCUCUGCAGGAUCUAAACUUGAAUGGAAACCAGCUUAAGACAGUUCCUUUAGCUCUUAGAAACAUGAGACUUUUGAGAACCGUUGACUUGGGCGAAAAUAUGAUAAGCCAAUUGGAAGAGACUGCAUUCAAAGGUCUGGGCAACCUUUAUGGACUUCGUUUGAUCGGCAACUACCUUGAGAAUAUCACAAUGAAUUCCUUUAAGGAUCUACCAAGCCUGCAAAUCCUGAACUUGGCAAGAAAUCGAAUCCAAGUAAUUGAGCCCGGUGCAUUUGAAAUGACAUCAAGCAUUCAAGCCAUUCGUCUAGAUGGAAAUGAUUUAACCGAAAUCAAUGGACUCUUUAGCAAUAUGCCAUCACUACUAUGGCUCAACAUCUCCGACAACCAUCUGGAGCAUUUUGACUAUGCUCACGUGCCAAGUACCUUGCAAUGGCUGGAUCUUCAUAAAAACCGACUUUCUGAGCUCUCGAAUCGCUUCAACUUGGAUUCCCAAAUUCGACUACAAACUCUCGACGCAAGUUUCAACCAACUCAUCAGAGUCACACCCAGCUCGAUUCCAAAUAGCAUAGAACUUCUGUUCCUAAACGAUAACUUGAUCGGCUCCAUUGAACCACACUCUUUCCUGCACAAAACCAAUCUAACACGAGUUGACCUGUAUGCCAAUCAGGUUACAACUCUGGAUGUGAAGAGCUUGAGGAUACUGCCUAUUCCCGAUAAUCGACCUCUACCCGAGUUUUACAUCGGGGGAAAUCCUUUCCUCUGUGAUUGCAACAUCGACUGGCUGCAAAAAAUUAACCACAUGACUUCCAGACAAUAUCCACGAAUCAUGGACCUGGAAACUAUCUACUGCAAGCUCCUGCACACUCGAGAACGAGCAUACAUUCCCUUAAUGGAGGCGGAAGCCAAGCAUUUCUUGUGCACUUACAAAAACCACUGCUUUGCAGUGUGCCACUGCUGCGCUUCGGAAUCGUGUGACUGUGAGAUGACUUGCCCCAGCAAUUGUACAUGCUUCCACGACCAAACCUGGUCCACAAACAUUGUUGAGUGCUCUGGAGCAGGAUACACUGAAAUGCCAAAGAAAGUUCCCAUGGACACCACCGAGCUCUACAUUGACGGCAGCCACUUCCCCGAACUUGCUCCACACACAUUCGUCGGUAGAAAGAAUCUCAUCGUUCUCUACGUCAACAACUCCAAUGUCCAGCUCAUGCACAACACAACUUUCGUCGGGCUGAAAAAGCUAACCAUCCUCCAUCUGGAAGAAAACCACAUGGUAAGCCUAGUUGGGGACGAGUUCUCCAUGCUGGAGAGUCUCCGAGAACUCUAUCUCCACAACAAUAAACUUGCCUUCAUCGGAAAUGGAACCUUCCAGGGCUUGAGAAAGCUCGAAGUUCUUCGCCUCGAUGGAAAUCGUUUGAUCCACUUUGAAGUUUGGCAACUUGCCCAUAGUCCAUAUCUCGUCGAAAUCAGCCUUGCUGACAAUCCCUGGUCAUGUGAGUGCAGCUACCUCAGCAAAUUCAGAGCCUACCUUGGUCAGUCUUCCGAGAAAAUCGUCGAUGCCAAUCGCGUUGCCUGUGUCUACAACAAUCUCACAAGCAUCCUAAGAGAGAAAAACGGAACCAAGUGCACGUUACGAGAUGACCUCGGUGCAUACGUCAGAUCCAGUGAAAUCGAGAAUCUUCUGCCUCUUCUCCUCGCAGCCACCUGUGCUUUUGUCGGAUUUUUCGGCCUCAUCAUGGGCCUAUUCUGCUAUCGCCAUGAACUGAAAAUGUGGGCCCAUUCCAACUGCUUCUUUACAAUGUGCUACCGGUCUCCUGCCUUCAUUGACAACUUCGUCGAAAACAAAGACCAUCGCUUGUGCGACGCCUACUUUGCCUACAGUCUACAAGACGAGCACUUCGUAAGCCAGAUUCUUGCCCACGCCCUCGAGGCAGACAUUGGAUACCGACUCAACUUGCAUUACCGCGACACAAACUUGAAUGCCUACAUUGCCGAUGCCAUCUUGGAGGCCGCAGAAGGCUCUAAAAUGGUCGUCCUGGUGCUCUCGAAGAACUUCCUCUACAACGAAUGGUCAAGGUUCGAGUACAAAAGUGCCUUCCAUGAGAUGGUCAAGAGAAGGAAGCGCCUGGUCUUCAUCCUCUAUGGUGAUCUGCCUCAGCGCGACAUCGACAUGGACAUGAGACACUAUCUCCGCACCAGUACCUGCAUCGAAUGGGACGACAAGAAAUUCUGGCAGAAACUUCGCAUGGCGCUUCCCCAUCUGCCUCGCGGAGGCAACAAACGCCACUGUUCCGGGCCACCUCCUUCGGCGGUGAACAUCUAUGCCACCGCACACGACUACGGAGUCGGAACUCUGCCAAGGCCAGCGGCCCCAGAAUGUCCUAAACGCUUCGGCGAUUGCAACAACUAUGCCACCAUCAACGACUGCAGCAGAACAUACCCUGCGGCGACGGGACCUCCUUGCAAAUUCAAUUCCAUGAACGAGAAAGGCCACGACAGACAGCACGAGUACGCAGUGCCUUCUCACUACUCCUCAGCCCCAUCUCCCGGUGAGUACGAACGUGAAAAGAAUUGCGAAUGCGGCAAGAAAACCGGCUCCUCCUCAUCACCGCAAUCCGGCACAACGGCGACUGUGAAUUCAGCUGCUGGCAGCAUAAAUGCCAGCUUCUCAACGAACUUCACUAAUCCUCCGCCUCCUUCGGUUACGGGCGGCUCCAACAAUGCCACCAACACAUUCCACAGUUUCAACUGCAAGAAAACAUGCAGUUGUAGUGCCAAUGGUGGCACCCUACGACAGCAGCAUCCCUCAUCAGCGACUCAUUCCAAUCUCUACGAGUCCAAUUUAUCCUUGAACGACAUCAGCAACAGUCUGGAUAGUCGGCCGGCUUCCACCAAGGACAUCUGGGCGUAAGGAAAAUUAUAUUUAUACUAAAAAAAUUUAAAUUUUCUUGUAUUUUUUAACAAAAAACAAACAAAAACAACAAAAAAAAAUCCAAUUGAAUAUAAAAUUAUUAACGAAACCACAACAGACUGAACGAAAACUAUAGUUAAUUUAUUUUUAAUUUAAUUUAUUAUAAUUUUUUAAGUUUAAUUUUUUUUUUAUAAAUAUUUAUGUGUACAGAAAUAUGUAUUUUCAAUUUUCGUCCUUCGUAGACCGUUCGUCAACGCGACCACUACCACGACGACGUCACUCAUAGUAUAUCCUUUUUUCAAUCCUCUUUUGUGUUCGUCAUCAAGCAACACGGCAAAAAGCAUCGCAAAUUGAUCCGGGAUUCAAUUUAAAUUAUCCUUUGUUGUGUUUUUUUGUCUAUAUAAAUAUUAAACCGCUCUGGUCUGUCUUUUCCUCUCAUUCAUUCCCACAGCCUCUGUUAUCCUUUGUCAGUCCGCGAAAACAUUUGCCAUCUCAUUUCCAUUGAACAAAAGGCAUUGUGGUGGUGCAGCGCUCGCAUAGCCAGCACAAUCCUGAAAAAUGCCAAUGCGUAUAUAUUUUUAUAUAUCAAGAUAUCAAUAGUGCAAUCAAUUCGCAAUUAUCCUUUUCGACACGAAAAAAAACAUAAAUAAAUAUGAUAAUAACAGUUCCGUUUGGUUACGCUUUUCCUGCUUUAGCAAGGAUUUUACUGGCACACACAAAAAGAAAAAACACACUUAAUU